AUGCCCACAAUGGCAGACCCCGUUAUCGAUGGCUCGGAGCGUUUACAAGAUGCAAUCGACCGCUUAUCAACUAGAAGGCUGGCACGCCUGUGUCAAAAUCUUUGCGCCAAAAAUCCAUCCGCGAGAACAUUUUUCGAGGCCCAUCUUUUCGUGGAAGAAGACAAAGUUCCUGGUCCAAAGCUUCCCGAGCCAGAGAAUCUACGGCCAUUUGGUCACAAACCCGGCCCUGAAGAUGAAAACGAUGACGAUGACGAAGAGAGUUACGAGGACGACGGAAAUGAUGGAGAUGACAAGGAGAACGAGAAAUCAGUCGCAAGUGAACCUGCCCGCAAACCAAAGAGCCUGAAAAGAAUCAGACCGCGCUUUGCUGUCUGCACAAACUGCAAAGAAGAAUUCGACGUCGCGGAAAAUACGCAGGAAAGCUGUAACUAUCAUUCCGGCAAAUCUUAUCCGGAUCAAGAUUUCUUUGCCGAUCACGACGAAGAUUGUCACGGAAUCAUCGAUACGGACGAAAUGCGGGAAGAGUACCCAGAUGGCUUUACCUACGCAUGCUGUGACCGCAAUGGCGAGGAAGUGCCCUCAAUGGCAGAUACCGUCGACGCGACCCAACUCAGCCAUGCAAUCGGCCGCUUAUCAUGGGCAAAGCUAGUACAAAUGACUAGAUUACUCUGCGAGAAAAAUGAUGCCGUCAGAGAUUUCUACAAGGAAAGGCUUUUCGUGAAUGAACAGGACGUGCCCCAGCCGAGUACACCUCGCUCGCCCGACCGGUCGCCUAGUCCCAGUGAAACAAGCGAUGAUGAAAAUGAGGCUACGCCUCCCCCUGCCCCAGCCCCGAAACCCCAAACUACAGGGCCUAAAAGGUCUCGGCCACGCUUUGCUAUUUGUAUAAACUGCAAGACUGAGUUUGAUGUUAUGACGAAUGCUCCGAAAAGUUGUCAAUAUCAUUGGGGCGAAGCCGAAGUGGAUGAGGAGGCGUUUGCUGACCAUGAUGAGUUUACCCACGGACCUAUGGAUACGGAGGAUAACCGAGAGGCCUAUCCCGAUAAAUUCGUCUACAAUUGCUGUGACCGCACGAGCGACGAGGAAGGCUGUACUACGGAUUGGCAUAGGGAGACAGACGACCUGAUGAACAAGAGGUUCAAGAUGAUGACAGGGGGUCUUUAA
Penicillium manginii is the source of this 1164-nucleotide messenger RNA. RefSeq lists its product as uncharacterized. The record is from RefSeq and is a predicted model, not a curated record. The coding region runs from base 1 to 1164 and encodes 387 amino acids. The transcript has 4 exons. Lineage: Eukaryota; Fungi; Ascomycota; Eurotiomycetes; Eurotiales; Aspergillaceae.